Messenger RNA from Epinephelus fuscoguttatus (brown-marbled grouper), 2671 nucleotides. RefSeq names its product cell division cycle protein 20 homolog B-like. Gene Ontology annotation, cellular component: anaphase-promoting complex. Gene Ontology annotation, biological process: positive regulation of anaphase-promoting complex-dependent catabolic process; positive regulation of ubiquitin protein ligase activity; anaphase-promoting complex-dependent catabolic process. The record is from RefSeq and is a predicted model, not a curated record. NCBI's taxonomy places the organism in Eukaryota, Metazoa, Chordata, Actinopteri, Perciformes, Serranidae. Gene Ontology annotation, molecular function: protein binding; anaphase-promoting complex binding; ubiquitin ligase activator activity. The coding region runs from base 375 to 1796 and encodes 473 amino acids. The transcript is spliced from 13 exons.
GGAGGCUGCAAACCAGACACAGUCCCGCGGGAAAAAGAAAAAUCAUUCACUUUUUUCCUGAAGAGGAGGGAUGCUGAUGUGGUGCAACUAGGCCUCUGGAAACCAGGACGCGGAGGGAAACAGGGAAUCCCUCAACAAAAACACUUAACUUAAAAAAAAAAAUCUCAAACCUACCGGCCAAUCGCAGAGCAGAGGACGGUGCUUCCCGCUCCACCGUCCGCCGGGGGACAGUAUUUAGGAGCGGAGCCCGGCCAGGGGAGACAGACAACAGGUGCACCGGGCAUGAGCGGGUCCUCAGACCGGCGGAGAGGGAAGAGAAGUGAUGGAAACUGAACAUGAAACUAACAGGUGGUGAUUCAAAUGACUAGGACAAUAUGAGGAGAAUGCUGAGAGACUUUGUAGGAAAGAGAAGAUGCUGCCCCUUCAAGGCACAAAACAACGCCCACUACGCCUCCUACAAGCGGUUCAGGAGGAGGAUCAUCCGGCGGAGCAGCAGUGAUAGAGAUGGUCCUGCAGCCAGUACACCUCUGGCCACUGGGCGGCAGCAUGAGCCCAGCUUUGAGUUUGAUACAGUCUGUCAGAGGCUGGAGCUGGAUUCUCCACCGAGACACCAUGAGACAGCACAGAAAGUCCUGAAUGGACACAGUCAAGUGUUGGUGGGAGGAGCGUCCCACUGUGGGGCCAUCACACCACCAAACACACCUCAUACCUUCACUGCCUCAGGAAUUGCCCCAGAACAGGGGUGGGUGUGGAGAGCUGCCGUUCAAGAACCUGGAAAUGGUCAACAGGCUGGCUCUGAUGAGAGAAGACAUGCUUUGCAGCCGUUUGCUGUUCUGGAAGAAGCUUCUGUGAGUCUGCAGGGAAAGUCAGUGGUGAAGCUGGCAGCACCGUCGCUGCUGGACGACUACUACACUUACCUUCUCGACUGCAGUUGUAAUGGUAUGGUUGCAUUAGCACUGGGCUCUUCUGUUUACCUCUGGAAUUCAGAAACUGGUGCUUUGGUGGGAUAUUUGCACCCGAGUCCACAACCUGCACGAGUACACCAUCAGACUCAGUCCAUCUCGUGUCUGAGCUGGAGCAGAGAUGGCAGAACUCUCUGCGUUGGGACCAGGCGAGGGGAGAUACAGCUGUGGGAUGUUGAACACCAGAAUAUGAGAUGUCUGCCCCCACACAUGUCUGUGGUCGGAGCGCUUUCCUGGAAGCAGCAGUUACUCAGCAGUGGCUCUGUUCUCGGACGUAUCCAUCACCUUGACCCUCGGGCUCAAACAGCUCUGGUGGGCACAGCUGUCCAGAAGGAGGCAAUCUGCAGCCUUCAGUGGUCACCAGGAGACGACUGGCUCGCCAGUGGCUCCACAGAAGGCCUCCUCUGUGUAUGGAAUAGUGACAUCGCAGGGCUCACAAGGUCACAUCAGCCAAUCACUGUCAUGAAACAGCCCAGUGCUGUUAAGGCAAUGGGAUGGUGUCCAUGGCAGAGAAAGAUGAUCGCCACAGGAGGUGGAUGGAAAGAUGGAGAACUGAGAAUCUGGGACUCAGAUUUGGGGACUUGUGUGACCUCUGCCAACACAAACUCACAGAUCUGUUCUCUGAGAUGGACUGAGAGGAAGAGAUAUCUGGUCACAGGUCAUGGCCUUCCUCAUCACCAAGUCAACUGCUGGUCCUGGGACUUACCCUCCCUCAGCCCCAUCUGCCAGCUCACAGGUCAUUCUAAUCGAGUCCUGCACUUGGCCUUGAACCCCGACGGCACUCAGAUUUUCUCUGCUGGAGCUGACCAGCAGUUUCUCAUCUGGGACACGUAAUUAUCAAUUUCACUGAACAUUGUGGGUGAAAGCUCUUGACCUGUGUAACAACCGUGUUCACAUACAAGUGGCUUAUUUUCUUGGUAAUGUCACUGCUUAGAGAAUGCACAUUUCCUCUCUGCUUCUCUGAACUAACCACAAUGAGAAGCAACAAACCACAAUCAAAGUGGGCAAAGAUUUAAAGGUUAAAUGCAUUAUCAAGACGUGACGGAACCUUUUUGUUUUGUUUUAGUUUUGUUUUACUGCUAAUAAGGUUAUUUUGUGAUGAUUUGAAAAGGGACAACAGGAUUUUCAUGUGAAAAUAGUACAGAAAAUACCUCAAGUUACAAACAGAAGUGUCAUCCUCCAGUCACACACGGCUCAGAGUGACUCUGGCAUCAACAUUAAAAGACUGUGGGGACAUCGGUGAAAAAUUGUGCUAAUGACAAUAAUUAUGUAAUUUCUGUAGCACCUUGAAAGCAUCAGGCAGAGGGUGUUUUUUCAGUACAAAGGGAGCGACACUCAUGCGUCACACCCUCCCAAUUUGGCGAUCCAUUUUGAGCUGCAAAAUCUUCCCAGCUCUCCCUUUGCAUUGUCUAUGCCGCUGCUGCCCUGCAUCACUACUGCUGCUCGCUCUCGACCUCCACCCCAGCGUCCACCUGCACAUUUAAUCAUCACUCCCAAGUUUCUCAUGUAAACAUACCUGCAGGGAGUGAUGAGGUCGGAAUCUAGAUGCCAAACUCUUACUAUGUUCUGCUGUUGAAAUAAAUGUUUUUCAUAACCAGUGGAAAGAAGCAAGACUUUGUGUUCAGGCUCAGGAGAAUGUUUUCUCAUUGCUGUAGAAGGUUUGAUUUUGCAAGAAGCUCACUUUGGAAACAAAUAAUGUGCACGUUGGA